Dictyostelium purpureum is the source of this 2443-nucleotide messenger RNA. RefSeq lists its product as uncharacterized. The transcript is spliced from 4 exons. NCBI's taxonomy places the organism in Eukaryota, Evosea, Eumycetozoa, Dictyosteliales, Dictyosteliaceae. Gene Ontology annotation, biological process: protein phosphorylation. Gene Ontology annotation, molecular function: ATP binding; protein kinase activity. The record is from RefSeq and is a predicted model, not a curated record. The coding region runs from base 194 to 2443 and encodes 749 amino acids.
GCAAUAAAUAAUAAAAAUAAAAGAAUAAUAAGUAAUAAUUAUUAUCAAAUCGAAAAGGGAAUAAUAAUAAUAAUAACAGAAGUGUUAAUUUCCAUACAAAAAAAGAAAAAAAGAACAUUGGUUUAUCAAAAAACAAAAAAAAAUAAUAAUAGACAAUUGAUAAUAUAAUAAAAACAAAAACAAAAAUAAUAAAAUGAAUUUUUUUAAAUUUAUGGGUCAAAAUUUGACCUCAAACCAAUCAUUCCCAUACAAUGUGGGCAAUGUUGUAACAGGAUAUGUCGGGAGAUCAGUUUGGACAUUACACCAAGGUACAAAAAAAGAUGAUGGAUCAGCAGUUUCAAUUUUUAAUUUUGAUGUCAAAAAAAACCCAUCAAAACUAGAGGUAGCAAAAAAUGGUUUCAAAAGGGCUAAAACUAUACGUCAUCCAAACUUUAUAAAAUAUUUAGAUGGUAUGGAAAAUGAAUCAAAUAUCUAUAUUGUAACAGAACCUGUACAGCCAUUAGACGAACAAAUUGAAGAUAUAAGAUCAUUCGAAAAUGCAAUUUCUUGGGGUAUCUAUCAAGUUACUAAAGGUUUAGCAUUUUUAAAUAAUGAUUGCAAUUUAACACAUGGCAAUAUUCAAGUUAGCAGUAUUUUUGUAACUAAAAGUGGUGAUUGGAAAAUUGGUGGAUUGGAUUUUGUUUCAGAUGUCAAGGAUAUAGGCAAUAGCAUUUUAAAGAAUCAUCACGAUCUCAUUCCAUCAAAAUAUAAACCACCAGAAAUCACCAAAUCUCAAUGGUCACAAAUUAGCAGCUCUCCACCUAAUAGUAUCGAUUCUUGGAUGCUUGGUUGCUUAAUUUAUGAAUGCUAUAGCGGAUCUUUAACAGCAGCAGAGGAUAUCAGAAACAUUAAUGAGGUCCCAAAAAUACUUCAUGGUGGCUAUCAAAAAUUAUUUUCAGUUAAAACAGAGUCUAGAUUGAACCCAAAUAAAUUAUUAGAAUCUCAAUACUUCCAAAAUGUUUUCGUUGAAACCUGUGUAUUUUUAGAAAAUAUCACAUUAAAAGAUACUUUUGAAAAAGAACAAUUUUUCAAAAAAAUUGAUCAAUAUAUAGAAAAAAUACCAAAAAAUAUUUGUAAAUUUAAAAUUUUACCCCAUUUAGUUACAGCUUUCGAUUUAGGACCAGUUAAUCCAAAAUUAUUAGGUACAUUAUUAAAGAUUGGAUCAAGUUUAUCAACAGAUGAAUAUAAUAAUAAGAUUGUACCAUCUGUAGUAAAAUGGUUUGCUUGUGAUGAUCGUGCACUUAGAAUCAAUCUUUUAGAGAAUUUAGAAUUCUAUAUUCAACAUUUAAAUGAGAAUACAGUUAAUGAACAAAUUUUCCCAAAUGUUGUAAAUGGUUUCAAUGAUAAUCCAACUCUUAAAGAAAUUACAAUCAAAUCUAUGCUUUUAUUCGCUCCAAAACUUUCAGAGAAAACUAUGAUUCAAUUAUUAAAAUAUUUAGCAGCUUUACAAAAAGAUCAACAACCAGGUAUUAGAACAAACACAACCAUUUGUUUAGGAAGAAUCACAGAAUAUAUGAGCGAUCAAACUAGAAAGAGAGUUUUGAUUCCUGCAUUCUCUACUGCUUUAAAGGAUCCAUUUAUACCAUCCCAAAAUGCAGCUAUUCAAGCUUUUAUGUUUACUCAAAACUAUUAUACCAUCGAAGAAAUGGCCGUUAGAAUUAUUCCAGAAUUAACUAGAUGCCUUAUUUCUCCAGAUAAAUCAAUUAGAACCGCCUCUUUCCAAGCUGUCAACUUAUUUUUACAAAAAAUCGAAAAGAAUAUAGAUAAUGUUUAUAGUAGUGGUGGUAACCCUGCUGAAUCCACUGGUUCACAACAAUCUCCAGCACCUUCCCAACAAACCCAAUCUGGUGACUCAAUGUUGGGUUGGGCUGUAGGCAUGACAAAGAAACUAUAUAGUGGUGAGAAUUCUCCCGCCACUACAGGAUCAAUGAAUUCAAAUCCAAACUCAACUCCAACUCCAACUUCAAACUCUACCUCUCCACCUUCCAAUAAUAACAGCAACCAAAAAUCACAAUCAAAUCAAAAUUCAACAAACUCUUCAUUAAACUCAUCCUCUUCAUCAUCAAUCAAUAAACCAUCACCAAAAUCAACCACAUCAUUACAUUCAAAUAAACCAUCAAAAGUUGUUAAUGAUGGAUGGGGCGAUGAUGAUUCAUAUGAUAUUCCAGAACCAACAACUAAAAAACAAACACCUAAAUAUAGCAACGACAACGAUAAUGAUGAUGAUGAAGAAAAUGAUGAUAGUUAUAAAGAAUACAAUAAAUAUAAAGAAGAUUUGCCAAGAUUAUCAACUCCAUCAAAACCUUCUUCAUCAACACCAACUUCAAACAGCGGCAACAAACCAAUGACACUAACCUCAAAGAAACCAACUAAAAUUUCAAACUGGGAUGAAGGUUGGGAUUAA